Exophiala spinifera is the source of this 348-nucleotide messenger RNA. RefSeq lists its product as uncharacterized. The transcript has 2 exons. Gene Ontology annotation, biological process: macroautophagy; cellular response to nitrogen starvation. Gene Ontology annotation, cellular component: cytosol; fungal-type vacuole membrane; autophagosome. Bases 1 to 348 code for a protein of 115 amino acids. The record is from RefSeq and is a predicted model, not a curated record. Lineage: Eukaryota; Fungi; Ascomycota; Eurotiomycetes; Chaetothyriales; Herpotrichiellaceae. Gene Ontology annotation, molecular function: phosphatidylethanolamine binding.
AUGCGUUCCAAGUUCAAGGACGAACAUCCCUUCGAGAAGCGCAAGGCAGAAGCCGAACGUAUUCGCCAGAAGUACACCGACCGCAUCCCCGUCAUCUGUGAGAAGGUCGAAAAGUCCGACAUCGCCACCAUCGACAAGAAGAAGUACCUGGUCCCCGCCGAUCUCACCGUAGGCCAGUUCGUCUACGUUAUCCGCAAGCGCAUCAAGCUCAGCCCCGAGAAAGCCAUCUUCAUCUUCGUCGACGAGGUACUACCUCCUACAGCAGCUCUCAUGAGCAGCAUCUAUGAAGAGCACAAGGAUGAGGAUGGGUUCUUGUACAUCACGUAUGUUUCCACCCUCCCGCGUUGA